AUGAAGCAAACCGUCAAAUGGUUGUCUUCCAUCGAAUCUGUGCUCAUUGCGAAAACAGUAGACAAGGAAGUCGGCCGUCAUAAAGUGGCUGCUUUUGAUCUUGACGCCACCCUGAUAUCGACGAAAACUGGUCGCGUCCACUCAAAGGACGAGAACGAUUGGCAAUGGUGGCAUUCGUCUGUGCCAAGCCAAAUUAAAAAGCUGCAUGACGACGGCUACAAAAUCGUCGUCUUUUCCAAUCAAAACGGACUAAACUCGCCCACGCGGAUCCAAAGUUUUAAACGGAAAGUGGAAGCCAUUCUCAGCCAGUUAUCCAUGCCCGUAUGGUUGUUAGCAGCUAUGAACAAAGAUCAGUAUCGUAAACCCAUGGUGGCCAUGUGGAACUGGUUAGAGAAACAAGCGAAUGACGGGGUCAAGAUUGAACAGAGCUUCUACGUGGGCGAUGCGGCUGGCCGCGCUGAUAACUGGAAGCCGAGGCAAAAGAGAGACCAUUCUUGCACUGACAGAAAAUUCGCUGACAAUAUAGGCAUUGGCUUCUACACUCCAGAGGAAUUCUUCCUCAAGGAGCCAAAGGCAGCUUUCUCAUGGGGCGGCUUUAUUCCCAGCGAAUCCACGCAGAAUGAAAUGCUAUUCACUCCUUCAUCAUCACCGCUGGUUCUCAAGGAUGAACCGGAAGUCAUUGUAUUUGUUGGAUAUCCUGCUAGCGGAAAAUCCACAUUCGCUGAAAAAUACCUUAUCCCGCACGGCUAUGUCUACGUGAAUCAAGAUACGUUGAAAACACGCAACAAGUGCAUUGCCGCAUGCAAAGACGCUCUUGCAAAACACCAGUCCGUCGUCAUUGAUAAUACAAAUCCAGAAAUCGCUACUCGAGCUUCAUAUAUUCAAGUAGCACGCGACGCCGGUGCCAAAGUUCGUUGCUUCUACUUUACGGCCGAUGAACAUUUAGCACGACACAAUAAUUAUUAUCGGGCGAUACAAAAACCGCAUGAAAACAGGGAAUUACUAUCUGACAUCGCCUUCCGAACCUUCAAAUCACGCUUGCAGAUCCCCACAGAAGCAGAAGGGUUCGAUGAAGUGAAGAAAAUCAACUUUAUCUUUGAAGGAUCGGAAGAAGAACAAAGGACUUGGAAACAAUGGUGGUUGUAA
Radiomyces spectabilis is the source of this 1146-nucleotide messenger RNA. Its product is annotated as polynucleotide kinase 3 phosphatase-domain-containing protein. NCBI's taxonomy places the organism in Eukaryota, Fungi, Mucoromycota, Mucoromycetes, Mucorales, Radiomycetaceae. Gene Ontology annotation, biological process: DNA repair. Bases 1 to 1146 code for a protein of 381 amino acids. The record is from RefSeq and is a predicted model, not a curated record. The transcript is spliced from 8 exons. Gene Ontology annotation, molecular function: double-stranded DNA binding; polynucleotide 3'-phosphatase activity; ATP-dependent polydeoxyribonucleotide 5'-hydroxyl-kinase activity.